Molecule: messenger RNA, 832 nt
Organism: Olea europaea var. sylvestris
Lineage: Eukaryota; Viridiplantae; Streptophyta; Magnoliopsida; Lamiales; Oleaceae
Product: probable LRR receptor-like serine/threonine-protein kinase At1g07650
Exons: 2
Coding region: 381-743 (120 amino acids)
Source: RefSeq, a predicted model, not a curated record
AUUUUGGAUUUUGUGGUGAUGUUUCUUGACUUCUAUAUUUAAUCUAUCACGCAAGUAAAAACUGAUUAUUUCUCCUGUGUUUGUAUGCAGUUCCUGCACUUCCCCUCUUUUAAAUAUGUUUUUUAACUGUAAGAAUCAUAUAAAUGGAUUGUGUAUCAGUGCAUUACUCCCUUCAUAUAAAUUGUGGUAGAGGAGAAGUAAAAGAUGACGAUAAUGGUAUCCCAUAUGAAAUGGACAACAGUCCUGGAGGGGCAUCUAAUUUCCUUCAAAGUGGGAUGUCAAACUGAGGAUUUAGCAGCACGGGUCACUUCCUGGAUAAGAAAAAUGGUUACAUCAGGAGGAACAACUCUAGCAUCUCUGGGAAAAAUCCCCAACUUUACAUGGAUGCACGGGUUUCCCCUCUGUCAUUAUCUUAUUAUGGGUUCUGUCUCGGAAAUGGAAAGUACACAGUAAACCUUCACUUUGCAGAGAUCGUGUUUACUGAAGACAGAACAUACAGCAGCCUUGGAAGGCGCAUAUUUGAUGUUUACAUUCAGGGACAGCGGGUGCUUAAGGAUUUCAAUAUCGAAGAUGAAGCUGGUGGAGUUAAUAUAGGAAUCGUAAGAAGCUUCUCUGCAGCUGUCACAGAUAAUACUUUAGAAAACCGCUUCUACUGGGCUGGAAGAGGGACAACCGGUAUCCCAGAUUUUGGAGAAUAUGGUCCUCUUAUAUCAGCUAUUUCUGUCGAUCAUGGUAAGCUAUAAAUUCUUUUAAUGGUCUCGUUGCUCGAAUAACAUGAAACUAAUAAUUUGUUUAUUUAUAUGUGUUUUAAAACGUGUGCCUAAGCGAAGCA